AUGAAAGUUCUUUGGGGAAAUACAAUUGCUAUCAUAAUUUGCUAUUUUAUUCAAAAUGCAAAUGCAAUACAGCUAUAUGGAAAUGAUUUAAAAUUUGAUGACACUCUUAAGCCUAAAAUACCAGCUGACAAAAAAAAAAUAUUAGAAGAUACUCAAUUUCAAGAGUCCUUAAAAUCAUUUUUAAAAAAUAAUGGAAAUGAAGAUUUUUUAAAAAAAAGUGCAAAUGAAAAUGAUGAUAUAUUUGGAUCUGAUAAAUUUAUAGAAGAAAAUAAAGAAUUUAUUAAUAGACAAAUUUUAUCUGAUUUAUAUAGUAAUUUUAUUGUUAAUGUAGUAAAUGAUAGCACUUUAAAUUUUUUAGAUGGUCUUAAAUCCAAUGAUGAUGCAAAUACUGAAUUUCAAAUUGAAUUUGAAGAAAGUUGUUCUCCAUUUUUUUGUGAAAAAGUUAUGAAAGCAGAAGAAGUUCCAUCAAAAAAUAAAACUAAUGAAAGAGAAAUUGUUUUACAUCAAAAUGGUAAUGCAGAUAAAGAAAUGCUUCUUAAUGUCAAUCAAUCUGAAAAAAGCGAUGAUAUAAAUAAUCAAAAUGGUGAAGAUAUGUUUGCCAGUCUUGAUUCGGUGCUUGAUAAAGCAAAUUCCAAUGCAAAAGGAGAUGUAGAUGCUAUAUAUUCUCGAGAAAUCGAUGGAAAUGAAGAUAAACAAAAAAUAGUUUUAACCGAUGGAACAAAUGUAUAUGUAUUAGAAGAAGUAACACAAGAUAAUAAUAAUGAAUUUAUGGAUGGUCAAAAUAUAAAUCGUAGAAACGAAGAUCAAGAAAUAAAAAUGCAUAUACCCCAAAAUAAUAAUAAAAAUGAAAAUGAUGACAUUAGUGAAUUAUUUGAAAAUGAUGACUUUUUAAAUAAUGCUAAUUUAUUUGGUGAUGAUAUUAGUGGGGAUGGAUUUGUUAAUAGUGUUUAUAAAGAUAGUGAAAGAGGAAUUAAAGAACAUAAAAUGGAUUCUAAUGAAAGUUUUGAAAAUAAAAAUGAAAAUAUAUCCAAUAAUAUCGAUGAAAGUAUAUUAAAUAUGACUGAAGAAGAAUUAUCACAAAAAAUAUUUGAUGAUAUAAAAAUGAAUAACGAAGAUAAAAUAGAAUGCCAUAACUAUUCUAAUAGUCAAGAUAAAUGUAAUAGUUUUAAAAAAUGUACAUAUGUUAAUAUUGACAAUAAAGAUGUUUGCUUUUUGGACUAUAAUUACAUGCUUUUCUUAAAAAACACAAACUGUACUUUGCAAUCGAAAUCCUCGCUCCUUUCCAUCUCAAAGGAUUUACUUCAGAACGAAAUAAUCAACAGACAAAUGUUCCAGCUACUAAGAAACAGCAGCAACAACAAUUUUAUUUGUGACACAAUUACCUAUUCAUUCCUUACAAGUGUUGUUGACAAUACAAAUUAUGACGAAAUAUUUUCCUAA
Plasmodium vinckei vinckei is the source of this 1440-nucleotide messenger RNA. RefSeq names its product conserved Plasmodium protein, unknown function. The coding region runs from base 1 to 1440 and encodes 479 amino acids. The record is from RefSeq and is a predicted model, not a curated record. The transcript has 2 exons. NCBI's taxonomy places the organism in Eukaryota, Apicomplexa, Aconoidasida, Haemosporida, Plasmodiidae.